GUCGUCCAGCUGAACUACAGCUAUCACCAUCCAAGUCAGACCCAUCUUUACUGGAGUCGAAUGAAGCUGAAAAGAGAGAUAUUCGGCCAAGUUCUCUAGUGCAGAACAGGCCACGGAUACGUAGGUGAGUAUUACUCACAAUUCGUGACAAAUAAGGACAUUGACUGCCCUUGUGGAGAGAUGUUUCAGACACGGGAGCACAUUCUGCGUGAAUGCCCCCUCUACAAAGAGCAACGGGGACCCUUCGGAACGUGUCAAGGACCAUGUACCUACCGGACAUCCUCGGCACCAAGGAAGAAAUCACAGCACUGAGCAAGUUUAUGGAAAACACGGGAGCAUUCACCCGGAUGGGACAACUACGAAACGAGAGGCUCGCCCCAGAGCCAGAAGAAGAGGGAGUGGUGGGAAGAAGACGAGGGUGACACAGAAGACGAGCAUGGAUAGCCGCUGCGCACCCACCACACCAUGGAACACGACCAACCCAGCCGGCACCCAAGACACGCUCGCAAAGCACCUCAUGGCUUCAGCCAACCGCAGAAUCAAACUAAUCAACUAGCCCACCAU
Molecule: messenger RNA, 564 nt
Organism: Guyanagaster necrorhizus
Lineage: Eukaryota; Fungi; Basidiomycota; Agaricomycetes; Agaricales; Physalacriaceae
Exons: 2
Coding region: 213-422 (69 amino acids)
Source: RefSeq, a predicted model, not a curated record